Molecule: messenger RNA, 828 nt
Organism: Arabis nemorensis
Lineage: Eukaryota; Viridiplantae; Streptophyta; Magnoliopsida; Brassicales; Brassicaceae
Source: the annotation of a GenBank genome assembly
AUGAAAAGAAGUGCUUCUUCUCUUGUCUUUGAUCCAACUCAUGUCACUCAGCUCUCUUGGACUCCUAGGGUCUUUUUGUACAAGGGAUUUCUCUCAGAUGAAGAAUGUGAUCAUUUUGUCAAGUUGGCGAAAGGAAAGCUUGAGAAGUCAAUGGUGGCAGAUAAUGAAUCAGGUGAGAGUGUAGAAAGUGAAGUACGCACAAGUUCUGGAAUGUUUCUGUCCAAAAGACAGGAUGAGAUAGUAGCUAAUGUUGAGGACAGACUUUCUGCGUGGACCUUUCUUCCCGAGGAAAAUGGGGAAUCCAUGCAAAUACUGCACUAUGAGAAUGGUCAAAAAUAUGAACCGCAUUUUGACUACUUUCACGACCAGGCAAAUCUACAGCUCGGUGGUCAUCGGAUCGCCACUGUAUUGAUGUACUUGUCCAAUGUCGAAAAGGGCGGAGAAACAAUAUUUCCCAUGUGGAAGGGUGCAACAACUCAACUGAAAGACGAUAGCUGGAGCGAAUGUGCAAAACAAGGUUAUGCAGUGAAACCAAGGAAAGGGGACGCACUACUUUUCUUCAAUCUUCAUCAUAAUGCAACAACAGAUCCGAGCAGCUUACAUGGAAGCUGUCCAGUGAUUGAGGGAGAGAAAUGGUCAGCAACAAGAUGGAUUCAUGUUAGGUCAUUCGACAAAUCGUUUAAUAGGAAAACUGGGUGUGUGGACGAGAACGAGCACUGCACAAAAUGGGCAAAGGCAGGGGAAUGCGAGAAGAAUCCAACAUACAUGGUGGGGUCAGAAGCAGACCAUGGAUAUUGCAGAAAGAGCUGCAAAGCUUGCUCAUCUUAA